Molecule: messenger RNA, 339 nt
Organism: Heterotrigona itama
Lineage: Eukaryota; Metazoa; Arthropoda; Insecta; Hymenoptera; Apidae
Source: the annotation of a GenBank genome assembly
AUGGCAUCGAUGAAAUAUGUAUUGAUCUUAAUUAUGAUGCUGGGAAUCACGUACCCUACACUGGGAACAACCGAAGACUCUUAUAGGAACGUGUUGGGAAUGAAUUUUCCAUACGGCAAAGGAAUGAACAAUGAUUUGCAACUUGCAAGACUGCUGACGUUGCCACCCUGCCCCUGUCAUCACUCUAAGCGCAACUCCGAACUCAUAAAUUCGCUACUGGGCUUACCGAAGAACAUGAACAAUGCUGGAAAGUAAAAUUACUGACAUUUAUUGGCAACAAUGUUACACUUUAUUUAAUGUAUACAUUUCAGAGAAGCUUCUAGGCUUGUAACAUACUGA